GGCGGGCGGGAGGCGCGGGGGCGGGGUCGGCGCCGCGCGCGGAAAGCCUGGGCCUGGCCGGCCGCGCCCGCCGCCGCCCCCCGCGCCCCCGGCCCGGCCCCCUUCCCGAGAGCCGCCGCCGCGCCGAGCGCCGCGCCCGAGAGCCUUCGCCGCCGGAGGAUGCGACGCACCGCAGGGUAGUGUUCCGAACGGAGCACCUGCACUGCAUGGAAGUUAGCACCAGAAAGGGCCCUGUUUCCGCGCAGAAGGGUGUCACGUGCGUCAGGAUGAAGCAGGCGCCGGAGAUCCUCGGCGGCCCCGCGGGGAAGCCCCCGGGCUGCGACGUGAACCGCGAGUGCUCCGUGCUCCUGGGCAAGGCCCCGCUCUCCGCCAGCCUGCAGGAGGGCGUCGUGCAGAAGUUCAACGGCCACGACGCCCUCCCCUUCCUCCCGGCCGAGAGGCUGAAGGACCUGACCUCCCGCGUGUUCAACGGAGAACCCGGUGCCCACGAUGCCAAACUGCGUUUGGAGCCCCAGGAAACGAAAGGGGCUGAGACGCCGCCUCACACGACCCCCAUCAAAAACGGCUCCCCGGAGAUCAAACUGAAGAUCACCAAGACCUACAUGAACGGGAAGCCGCUCUUCGAGUCGUCCAUUUGUGGAGACGGCGCCGCCGCCGCGGCCCAGCCGGAAGGAAACGGACAGGAGCCGGAGAGUAAGGCGAGGAGGAGCAGGAAGAGGAGCAUCAAGUACGACUCGGCGCUGGAGCCGGGCCUGGCCGAAGCCGCUGUGGGGGCCGAGGCCCCCAGCCCCUCCGACAGGAAGAUUCCAGCUAAGAAAGAGCCCGGCCCCAGCCCCGGCAGAGACCGGGACCAGCUGCUGAGAUACAGCGUGGGCGACCUGGUGUGGGCCAAGGUGUCGGGCUACCCCUGGUGGCCCUGCAUGGUGUCCGCCGACCCGCUCCUGCACAGCUACACCAAGCUCAAAGGUCAGAGAAAGAGCGCGCGCCAGUAUCACGUCCAGUUCUUCGGCGACGCCCCCGAGAGGGCAUGGAUAUUCGAGAAGAGCCUGGCGGCUUUCGAAGGAGAAGGGCAGUUUGAGGAGCUGUGCCAGGAGAGUGCCAGGCAGGCGCCCACGAAGGCGGAGAAAGUCAAGCUGCUGAAACCCAUUUCAGGGAAAUUGAGGGCACAGUGGGAGACGGGCCUCCUGCAAGCAGCCGCAGCAGCCGCCAUGCCGGUCGAGGAGCGGAGAGCCAAGUUCACCUUCCUGUACGUGGACGGCCAGCUGCACCUGAACCCGCACGCGGCCCGGGAGGCAGGCCUGGCUGUGGAGGUGCCCGGGGCCGCGCUGGCGCCCGCAGGGGUCCCCGGAGGAGCCGCUGGGGACCCCGGGUCCCGGAGAGAAGAGGGCGGCCCUGGCAAGAGAGGGCGGAGAGCCCAGCUGGGGCGCGCUCCCGAGAGCCAGGACGGCGGCCCUGGGACGGGGACGGUGGCUCCUCCGAAGGUGGCUGAGCCCGGCUCCCCGAGAGGCCCGGGGUCUCCGCCCAGGAGGAGGAAGGCCGCGGCCUCCGGGCUGCGCAGCAGGAAGGGUGACGCCGCAUCCCAGUUCCUGGUUUUCUGCCAGAGGCACCGGGACGAGGUGAGGGCUGAGCACCCCGAUGCCUCCAGGGAGGAGAUCGAAGAGCUGCUGGGGUCGCAGUGGAACAUGCUGAGCGAGAAGCAGAAAGCCCGCUACAACACCAAGUUUGCCGUCCGGGCAGCGUCCCCCUCCGAGGAAGACUCUGGUAACCUCUACGGGAGAAAAAGAACCCCCCCGAAGAGGACUCAGGACCCUACAGGGGACGCUGAGCUUGAAGAGGCGCCCAGGAAAAGACUCAGGGCGGACAAGCAGGGUCUCCGGAAGAGAGAGACCCCUGCAGACAAAACACCCCGCACAGCGUCCUGCAAGGCCGCAGAGGCCCUGUCCUCCCCGAAGAGCCAGGCAGCAACAAAACACCUGUCUGACGCGUGCAAACCGCUGAAGAAGCGGAACCGGACGUCGGCAGCCACGCCCUCUGCACUCGCCUUUAGCAAGAGCUCAUCUCCCUCUGCCUCCUUAACUGAGAACGAGGUCUCGGACGGCGUGGGCGACGAGCCCUCCGAGUCCCCGGACGAAAGUGCCGACGAGACGCAGACCGAAGUGUCCGUCUCCUCAAAAAGGUCGGAGCGGGGCCUGACUGCCCGGAAGGAGCACGUGUGCCAGCUGUGCGAGAAGCCCGGCCGCCUCCUGCUCUGCGAGGGCGCCUGCUGCGGGGCCUUCCACCUCUCCUGCCUCGGGCUGCCCCGGCCGCCCGAAGGGGGCUUCGUCUGCAGCGAGUGUGUCUCAGGGAUCCACUCCUGCUUCGUGUGCAAGGAGAGCUCGGCGGACGCCAGGCGCUGCUCCGUGCCGCAGUGCGGGAAGUUCUACCACGAGGCCUGUGUGCGGAGGUUCCCCCUGACGGUGUUCGAGGGCCGCGGCUUCCGGUGCCCCCUGCACGGCUGCGUGAGCUGCCACGCCUCCCACCCCUCCAGCUCGCGCGCCACGAAAGGGAAAAUGAUGCGGUGCCUGCGCUGCCCCGUCGCCUACCACGGCGGGGACGCCUGCCUGGCGGCCGGCUGCCUGGUGGUCUCGUCCCACAGCAUCGUCUGCACGGCCCACUUCACCGCCCGGAAGGGCAAGCGGCACCACGCCCACGUCAACGUGAGCUGGUGCUUCGUGUGCUCCAAAGGAGGGAGCCUGCUGUGCUGCGAGUCCUGCCCCGCGGCCUUCCACCCCGACUGCCUCAGCAUCGACAUGCCCGACGGCAGCUGGUUCUGCAACGACUGCCGGGCGGGGAAGAGGCUGCACCACCAGGACAUCGUGUGGGUCAAACUCGGGAACUACAGAUGGUGGCCGGCAGAAGUUUGCCAUCCCAAAAAUGUCCCCCCAAAUAUUCAGAAAAUGAAGCACGAGGUUGGAGAAUUCCCUGUGUUUUUCUUUGGGUCUAAAGAUUAUUACUGGACGCAUCAGGCUCGAGUGUUCCCGUACAUGGAGGGGGACCGGGGCAGCCGCUACCAGGGGGUCAGCGGGAUCGGCCGAGUCUUCAAAAACGCACUGCAAGAAGCGGAAGCUCGCUUCCGUGAAAUCAAACUGCAGCGGGAAGCCAGGGAGACGCAGGAGAGCGAGCGGAAGCCCCCACCCUACAAGCACAUCAAGGUGAAUAAGCCGUACGGGAAAGUGCAGAUCUACACGGCCGACAUUUCCGAGAUCCCCAAGUGCAACUGUAAGCCCACGGACGACAGCCCCUGCGGCCUGGACUCGGAGUGUCUGAACCGGAUGCUCAUGUUCGAGUGCCACCCGCAGGUGUGCCCCGCCGGGGAGGCCUGCCAGAACCAGAGCUUCAGCAAGCGCCAGUACCCCGAGACCAAGAUCGUGCGCACCGACGGCAAGGGCUGGGGCCUGGUCGCCACGCGGGACAUCCGCAAGGGAGAGUUCGUGAACGAGUACGUGGGCGAGCUGAUCGACGAGGAGGAGUGCAUGGCCCGCAUCAAGCACGCGCAGGAGAAUGACAUCACGCACUUCUACAUGCUCACCAUCGACAAGGACCGCAUCAUCGACGCCGGCCCCAAAGGCAACUACUCCAGGUUUAUGAACCACAGCUGCCAGCCCAACUGCGAGACCCUCAAGUGGACGGUGAACGGGGACACGCGUGUGGGCCUGUUUGCCGUGUGUGACAUUCCUGCAGGGACAGAGCUGACGUUUAACUACAACCUCGACUGUCUGGGCAACGAGAAGACCGUGUGCCGGUGUGGUGCCCCCAACUGCAGCGGGUUCCUCGGGGACAGGCCGAAGACCUCCACCGUGCUGUCUUCAGAGGAAAAGGGCAAAAAGACCAAGAAGAAAAGCCGGAGGCGCCGGACCAAAGGCGAAGGGAAGAAGGAGUCGGAGGACGAGUGCUUCCGCUGCGGCGACGGCGGGCAGCUGGUGCUGUGUGACCGCAAGUCCUGCACCAAGGCCUACCACCUGUCCUGCCUAGGCCUGGGCAAGCGGCCCUUCGGGAAGUGGGUGUGCCCUUGGCAUCACUGUGACGUGUGUGGCAAACCUUCGGCCUCCUUUUGCCACUUGUGCCCCAAUUCGUUCUGCAAGGAGCACCAAGACGGGACCGCCUGGCGCUCCACCGCAGACGGGCGCUCCUACUGCUGCGAGCACGACUCGGGGGCCGAGGCGCAGAGCCCCUUCCCCGAGCCCAGGAGGCCCCAGGGCAGGAGGCGGCGGAGGUGCUGGCGGAGGGUCACGGAGGGCAAAUAGCACCUGGUCUGGCCAGGCCAGGGCUGCCAGGCCAGCCUGCCCAGGGUGGGCCGAGCUGGUGGGCUUGGGGCCGGGGCAAAGCCGCGACAGGAGCGCAGGCCUCUCGGGAGGGAGCGCCUCCACCACUGAGCCAUCGGCAGCCCCGCUGCGUCUGCACUGACCGCCUGAGCCGGGGGGCUCAGGGCGCCUGGGACGAACACCCAGGACGACACAGCAUUACAGCUACUUGAAUCGCCAAGAAUGUCGACUUCCCUCCCACUGGUUUUAGGUUAAAGUUGUGAUUGACAUGACCCAUGAAAUGUUUUUAUCUCCCCCAAAACCUAUAGCAUAGUUUUUUCUGAAUCGUUGGGGCUCAGACCCCGGAGUCCUCGGAAUCCGUGAUUUGGGUGGACCGGCUGUAUUGUACUAACGAAGUUUUCCCUCCAAGUGCCCUUCUCAUCGGAGCACACAGCUGGCCCAGGGUGGCGAUGGGACGGUGCUAGCUUCCGGGGUCGUCUGCUCUCUGCGGACUUGAACUGAGGGUCCCUGCCCCGUCAGCCUUCAGAGCGCAGCUCCCUCCUUGAGCCCAGCUCGCUGGCGUCUCCACCGCCCUGGCUCUUACCAACACCUGGGGAGACUUUGUACAUUAUUUUCAUUUGGCGUUUCUUUAUGUUCCUGGAUUUUAUUCUCAAUAUAUUUUUGCUAAACUUCUCACUACCACCGACUGAAUCUUGUAUUUACUGACGCGACCCUGAGUCCUCCCGCCAAGGUGUGGCUUCGGCGGGUGCGGCCGCGUGGUGGCUUGGUGACGACUCUCGGGGAAGGCCCUCUCCGGGGCCCGAGGAGAGGCG
Myotis daubentonii (Daubenton's bat) is the source of this 5113-nucleotide messenger RNA. RefSeq names its product nuclear receptor binding SET domain protein 2 (gene NSD2). The record is from RefSeq and is a predicted model, not a curated record. Gene Ontology annotation, cellular component: nucleus. Gene Ontology annotation, molecular function: histone methyltransferase activity; protein binding. NCBI's taxonomy places the organism in Eukaryota, Metazoa, Chordata, Mammalia, Chiroptera, Vespertilionidae.